Molecule: messenger RNA, 4959 nt
Organism: Eremothecium sinecaudum
Lineage: Eukaryota; Fungi; Ascomycota; Saccharomycetes; Saccharomycetales; Saccharomycetaceae
Gene: NUP192
Product: Nup192p
Exons: 1
Coding region: 1-4959 (1652 amino acids)
Biological process (GO): nuclear pore organization
Cellular component (GO): nuclear pore inner ring; nuclear pore
Molecular function (GO): structural constituent of nuclear pore
Source: RefSeq, a predicted model, not a curated record
AUGAAGUGGAAUACGGUUCCUUUCGCUGAACUAUAUAGUUCAAUUCAAAGCGAUCGAUUUGAUCACGCAUUAUACAAGGAAUUACUUCCAGAUUUAAAGGAAUUGAACAUUGCUGAUAAGUUUCCAAAGAAUGAUACAAGUAGAAAGCAAUUAGAAACAGGUAAAUUAACUCUAACAAAUGGAGAUGCUUAUGAAGUUAAUUAUGACUUUGUUUGUUCGGUAAUUCAGGUUGCAGACGAGUUGAAUCUCGAUGAGUUAGCGAUAGCUGAAUUACUUCUUUCCUCCACAGAUGAUUUAGAAAGCAUUGAUCAGGAUCUUUCCUUACAAAACCAAGCCAAAGUGCAGUUUUUUCUGAGGAAGCAAUACAUUUUACACGUUGUAUCAUAUGUUAUAAAUGUAAAGGGCUCAGAGAGUCAAUUAUACCGAGACCUUAUUGAUGAUGGCGUUUUACUGAAUAAUAUUUUAAUGGGUUUCAAGUCUGUUCAUCAAAAUCUUGAUGCUAUCAAACAGUUAAUCAAUAAAUCACAAAUCUUGGAUAACUACAACGCAUUAUUCCAGCAGAAUGUCAACUUCAAGAGAGACUUUUUAUUGAAAGAGUAUGAUAUAUUGGCUCAAAUUCUUUACGGAGCAAUAGAUAGUGGCUCUCUGCUAACUAAAGACAGGAUAACAGAGAUAAUAGACCAUGCUUCCUCUAUGGAUUCGGAUGAUGGUUUCAUAAUGUAUUACAUUCCAGCGUUGUUACUGGCUUUUUCAAAACUAUCGCAGUUCCCAGAAUCUGAUGUGAAAGCCUUACACAGUGAGUAUCUCAAAGAACUAAGUAAUGAAACGAUCUAUUUGAAACCGUUAAAGGUUGCGUUGAUCUUCGUUUUCCUAACUUAUUUUAUUGGGUGGUGCAAAGCAGCACCAACAUCUAGGGCUAUGCUUUUUGACUUUGAAACUGCCGUCGAUAGGCCUAUUACUAUUGCAGCAGAACAAGGUGCUCUUGAACAAUUGAUGAUUUUUGCAUUAGAAACUUCAGUCGUGGAGCAAGACUUAAGCAUGGAGUUGUUUUAUGAUAUUACUUCACUUUUAGAGCGUCACAUACCUCGACUUGUACCAAAACAGCUGUGGGAUAUGGAACACCGUUCUGCAGUUGUUAUGAAGACAGAAAACAAGACUGCAUCACAAUUCAGUCGCAUCUCGUUCUCUGAGCAGCUUGAGCCUCAAUUUUUGCACAUUUUUAACGAUUUCAUCCAAGUUUUCAUAUCCGAUUGUGCAUUCCUAUUAACGAAGAUUAAGAAUGCAGAAGAAGAUUCUCUUCUCUCUGGAGAAGAUUUAUACUUGGAUGAAAUAUCUGCCAAAGCUGAUCUGGAGAGAUUUUUUCUUGUGGUGUACUACUUUUAUGCAUCUAGGUCAAACCUGUCCAAAGCAUUUUGGCAAGAUAACGAAUCCACACUGUAUGGUUUUAUUGAAUGGGCUGCAAAGUGUAAUGAUAACUUAAUGAAGUCCUGCUUCUACUUGAUGCUUUCAAGUUUAGCUUGUGGAGAGGAAAAUGCUAACAAUGUCUACCAUUACAUCAACGGUAAUCAAACAAUCUCGUGGCUAUUCAUUGCACAAACAAUUGGCGAUUAUAUAGUGAAAAUAUCAGCUAUGGAGAAAAAGUUAGCGGAAUCACAACCACAAUCAGAAGAGGAAAAGGCUAAUUUCAAUAACGUUGCAUUGCAGGAAGGCUUAAAUGAGGAAGUUGUUAUCCUGCUAUCAUCAUACUUGACGUUAUUAGGAUCAAUUGCACACGAUGUUAGCCCUGAAAUAAAGCAACUGUUAUCUGAACUAUUCUCUGACACUUUGUUUGAAUUUCUAAAAGUAAAUACUCCAUUAGUUGGCGCUACUAUGAAAGUCCUUUCUGCUCUUGUUCCUAGGGAUUCUUCGAAAAGAGAUAAUAUGUGGAACAGUUUGGACAAGUGGAUUUUCAAGGGAGCUCCGCUGAAUUCCACAGACUCUUCCUACCGAAUGGCAUUUCAAUCUGUAUUGUCAAACUUUUCCGAUGUUUCUGGAUUCUUGCAUCUAUUCUCGAAUAUGAUAGCGAUAGAUACGAAAAAUAGCAGAGGCUAUAUGACUUUUGGUAAACUGACAUAUCCAGCAAAAUUGGGAGCAGGAUAUAGGAAAACUGGUAUCUGGCCAUACUUGGAUUAUGUUUUUCACGAACUUUUCGCUCAUGUACAGCAACUUAAAGAUACAAGAGAAAAAACCCCUAUAAUCAACCAAAUUUUAGGCAUUAUCAAGAGCUGUUUAUAUUCGUUUGAUUAUACUGUGAUAUUGAAUUCUCUCUCUGCCGGUGUUAACUUGGAUUCUUUUAUAGCCUUCGGCGAUUUUUUUGCAUACGUAGAAGAAUCCUGUGCCACACCAGUAUUCAACUAUCUCUUCGAUGAAAAGUUCUUUAAGAUCUUAUUCAAUAUUGCAUCAAUCGGCGUUGAUGAAUUAGCAGGUGAUUUGCAUAUUUCAGAGGAACAGCUGACAGUUGUACAAUCUGUAAUGGAAAUCAUUAAUCUAUUACUGACAUAUGAAAGCACUUACACUGAAGAGUUAUGCCCCAUUAUCAAAAAACAUCAUACGGAUACACACUUUAUACCAAAAGUGUUUGGACUUCAUGGUUUAGUAUCAUUUUAUGAUGCUAUUUUGUUUGAUUUACCGUUAAUAGCCCACUGUGCUCUAUAUGUUGGCUUAAGUGAUUAUAAAUUAGCAUCUGAAUCCCUUGAAAUAUUGAAGAAAAUCUCCAUGAAAAUGCCUCAUAGUGAUUCACGUAUGAAUAAACUUCUUACUAUUUUUGAAUCUGUUGAUGAAUCUGCAAGAAUCAAAGAAGCUUUUAUCAGCCAAUUAGAGUCUCCCAUUGAUUCUGAAGAAUCUUUAUCUCUGAAGCUUGGUAUCUUGGACUUCAUCAAUGUUAAUCUAUCGUAUGCGAAUACGAGACCUAAUGUUGCACAUUUUCUGUUAGGAUUCCAAGUUACUAAUAUUUUAUCACUGGGACCAAAUUUGAGCACCUUUAUCAAUUCAAACACUUCAUUAUUGAACACAUUGGUGGAUAAAUUAGAGUCAUCUUUGGCCAUUAUAAACCCACAUAACGUCGAUUAUGCUCCGACAAGGCUGGCUUCUGUUUUGAUGGAAAUCGUUGUAAAGUUAGGUCGGAAUACUCUAACCUCUAAAGUGGUAUUAGAAUUUCUAUCUUCGAAGGCAUUAUUUGAGAAACUUAUUACACUUGAUCCAUGUGUUGACAAUACAACGCUAUGGUGUGGUAAGUUUAUUACUAAAAUAAGCGAGAGCAGAGAUGGUGAUAUAUCUAACCAACCUGCUCUUGGGGCAUUAUUAUCCUUCUUGAAUUACAGAAGCUUUGUCUUGCAAUACUUUAGUUUGGAUAUUCAUAGAUUAUCAACGGACCCACAACAUUCCAAAGUUUCAUCGUUAGUUGAACCUUUAAUUUCAAGUAAAACACAUUCACCCACUAUAUUCAACUUUUUGAACACAUUAGGUUAUAAUGUUUUUAAUUCCGGUGUCGAGCAACUAACUGGUCUUACGGUUUUUGGUGGAUUGGACUUGAAUGUUGAUAAUUUUAAUCUCUCCAAUACCUGUGCUGGUAGUAUAUAUGAUUUCCAAGGAUUGGAUUCGCUGUUGGAACUAAAAUAUAAAUCGCAAUGCUCAACUUCUCCCUCGACCGCUCAAAACGAGAAUUCAUCUUUAAAAUUGGUUGCAGAGGAGGAGGCAAAAACAAUUAAACAUUUUAUUGCCAAAUAUUUAUCGCAAGAAAAGUUUUCAACAUUGCAAUUAUCGGUAUUACAUUCUUGGGUUCAAUUGGUUCAAAUAGUUGUUCUUGAUGGCGAUUUAAUUCCAGUCAAACGAUCCAACUUCAUUUUGGAAGUAUUUGAAGCCAUUAUACCAAAGAUAAAUGAUUAUGUCGAGUUUGACGUUGCUUAUUCCGAAGAGUUGGUGUCUCUGUCGGUUUUCCUUUACGACUUGUAUCAAAAAGAUAGAAUUGCGAUUGACAACGAAAGAACGAUAGACAGUAGAUUACAUGCAUUGUUUAAGACAUGCAUACAUGGUAUUACUUCACCGCUUUCCACCCUAUCACAAAGGUCCGACUUCUACGUCCUCACUAACAAGUACUUGACACGAAUUAUCAAGGAAGAGCAUAUGGUCAAAGAUGUAUUACAUACGCUUAAAAUGGCAAGCGAACGACUAAUUGAAAUUAUAAGCAAUGAUGCUAUAUCUGGCGAAGGUUCUAGCAGGAUAACAGGUAUUUUACUGUUAGAUGCACUUGCCCAAUUAGCCUGCAUGAACAAGGUAAAUUUUAUACUCGAUGCAUUGGUAAAAAGUAAUAUGCUGUUGUUAAUUAUUCGCUCAAUAAAGACGACAGACGAACUUUUGAGCCAAAGCUCUCACAGCAUUACACUAGACAAUAUGCUGUAUGAACUAACCGCGUUUAAAUCGACUGUCUACUUUUUAAUUCGCCUAGCGAAGAGUAGAGGCGGCGCACAAGCCCUUAUCCAAAAUGAAAUCUUCCAGACUAUAGAGUCAUGUUCUAUUCUGCAAAUAGAUCCCGAUCUUGGAUUGGAAAUAGUGUUCGAUGAGAUCUCAGUUAAGAAUUCGAAAUUCGUUAGAAUCAACCUCAACUUAGAUAAUCCGCUAACAUUAGCAUCAGAAGCUAAUGGUGUAUCACUUUUUGAGAUCGUGGUACCUAUUUUCCAAUUAAUUACUUCUAUUUUGAUAAGUAUGGGAAGUGCUAACAACGAGGUGAAAAAAAACGUAAGAAGGUUAUUAAUGCAUUACAAGAAACUUGUUCAAGGUGUUUUGAAAAGAGACGCUUUAUUGGAGAGUAAUGAUAAAUAUGUUGUAAGUGGUUCAACCCUCGAUGGAUUACAACAGCAGGUUAACCUGGUCGUAUUGUUGUGUACAUUAACUGGAUAUAUGGGCGAGGAAAAUUUGAAAUAG